UUGUCGGCAUCUGCAAUGUUUACCAAACCAACGGUGGUGAUAAAACAGACUUUCGCAUCUCCAUCGUCUUCUCUCCAACGUCCGAUCUUCUUCAUCCACGCCCAAUUUUCAUCCUCUACUUUACGAAUUAGUUUUCCCUCCUUCAAUCCAGUUCGUGAUCUGACUCAUUGUAUCGCUGACGUUGAAAUUGCGGUUUCGCAUUCUAGGUUUUUAUUGUUGUUGUUGUUUAUGGCGGAGGCUCCAGCGAGUCCUGGCGGUGGAAGCCACGAGAGUGGGGGCGAUCUGAGCCCUAGGUCGUCAAAUGUUCGGGAGCAAGACAGGUUCUUACCGAUUGCGAAUAUUAGUCGGAUAAUGAAGAAAGGAUUGCCAGCUAACGGCAAAAUUGCUAAAGACGCGAAGGAGACUGUGCAGGAGUGUGUUUCUGAGUUUAUCAGCUUUAUCACCAGCGAAGCGAGUGAUAAGUGUCAAAGGGAAAAGAGGAAAACCGUUAAUGGCGAUGAUCUUCUUUGGGCAAUGGCUACUUUAGGGUUUGAAGAUUAUAUUGAGCCAUUAAAGUCAUACUUGACAAGAUAUAGAGAGAUGGAGGGCGACACCAAGGGAUCUGGGAAGGGUCAUGAAGGGUCUUCCAAGAAAGAUGGAGUGCAUCCCAAUCAUAGUGCACAGCUUGGUCAUCAAAAUUCGUAUCCACAGGGUCUGAACUAUGGAAACUCACAGGCCCAACCUCAACAUAUGAUGGUCCCCAUGCAACGCACAGAGUAGCGUUUUCUUUCUGGUCUGGCAUGUGGUUAUAUUAUUAUUAUUAUUAUUAUUUUAGUUGCAGGGUUGUAAGUGUGUGUUAUAAAUAUGUAUUCUUUUCGGGUAUGUAUACAACGUUCACUCGAAAUAGGCUUUAAAUUCCAAAUAUUAAGAUGAUUUUUUUUUGUGUUUAUGUAUAUGUGACAUGUGUUUGAAUGUUGUAAGGAUUUCCUUUACUAUUUAUCUCAUUUGAAAGGUAUAUUCUGAUA
Helianthus annuus (common sunflower) is the source of this 1004-nucleotide messenger RNA. RefSeq names its product nuclear transcription factor Y subunit B-8. Gene Ontology annotation, cellular component: CCAAT-binding factor complex; nucleus. The record is from RefSeq and is a predicted model, not a curated record. Bases 16 to 759 code for a protein of 247 amino acids. Gene Ontology annotation, molecular function: DNA-binding transcription activator activity, RNA polymerase II-specific; protein heterodimerization activity; RNA polymerase II cis-regulatory region sequence-specific DNA binding. Lineage: Eukaryota; Viridiplantae; Streptophyta; Magnoliopsida; Asterales; Asteraceae. The transcript has 7 exons. Gene Ontology annotation, biological process: regulation of transcription by RNA polymerase II.